Molecule: messenger RNA, 1550 nt
Organism: Lotus japonicus
Lineage: Eukaryota; Viridiplantae; Streptophyta; Magnoliopsida; Fabales; Fabaceae
Product: mitogen-activated protein kinase kinase 10
Exons: 1
Coding region: 250-1257 (335 amino acids)
Biological process (GO): protein phosphorylation
Cellular component (GO): cytoplasm
Molecular function (GO): ATP binding; protein serine/threonine kinase activity
Source: RefSeq, a predicted model, not a curated record
ACAAAAUUAAAAUCUUAGAACAAACUACUAUAUAUCAUGACAACCACCUAUUAGUUGUUAAAUUUCCACCAAAAUCUCACCUGUCCAUACAUUUCGGAUUCAUCACAAAACACUUGUCACCACUCUCAUAAACCAAGAAUCAUAAUCAAGCACGUGUCUUUCUCUAAUGAAACAUUUUCCAUUUCACUCCUUUAUAUGCAUUUUCUUCAGGCUGAGAGAGUGUGUGAGAGUGUGUUCUGUGCAAGGUAAAUGACAUUGGUUAUUAGAGAGAGGAGACACAAGCAAGCUCUAACACUUUCCUUGCCAAAACCUAAGAUUCCACCCUCUGAUUUCCCAUACCAAACUCACACACCACCAUUGUUUUCAUCACCAUCCUCUCAUUUAAUAAACUCUUGUUCAUACAUCAGAAACAUUUCAGACCUUGAGAAAGUAGCAGUACUUGGCCAUGGCUAUGGUGGAACUGUCUACAAAGUCCAUCACAAGGAAAACCAUUCCUUCUAUGCAUUGAAAGUGAGACGCUUCAAGACACUCGAGGCUGAGAUUCUCAAACGAGUGGAUUCCCCAUAUAUAGUGAAGUGUCAUGCAGUUUUUGACAAUGGUGCUUGCAGUGAAUCUGAUAACAAUGGAGGUGGUGAUCUCAGCUUUGUCAUGGAAUACAUGGAACGAGGGUCACUGGAUGAUGUCUUGAGAGAACAUCACAGAUUGCCAGAGGAGGUGAUCUCUGUCAUGGCUAACCGUGUCUUGGAAGGGCUUAAGUACUUACAUGGCAUGAAAAUUGUGCAUAGAGAUAUUAAACCUUCAAACUUGCUUGUGAAUGAUAAAGGGGAGGUGAAAAUUGCAGAUUUUGGAGUGAGUCAUGUAGUGGAAGAGGAAGCUGACUCCAAUGAUGGCACAUAUGCAUACAUGAGCCCUGAGAGAUUCGAUCUUUCGAGAUGGGGUGGUGAAAAUGUUGAUGAGUUUGCAGGAGAUGUGUGGUCUUUGGGAGUGGUGAUGUUGGAAUGCUUUUUAGGCCAUUUCCCCUUCAUUGAUCCAGGGCAAAAACCAGAUUUGGUAACUUUGGUGUGUGCAAUUUGCUUUGGUGAGAAGUUGGAGAUGCCGGAGGAGGCGUCCCCGGAGUUUCAAAGUUUUGUGAAGAGGUGUCUUGAGAAGGAUUGGAGGAAGAGAGCAACUGUGUUGGAGCUUCUUCACCACCCUUUUGUGAACAGAAACUGUUGCUGUUCUAGUAGAGGGUUGGAAGAUUGUGUUCUUUGUGGCUGAAGUUCACUGGAUUUUUCUCUAGUGUUUUAGUUUCCCAAUUUUGUUCUGAGGUUUUUAACUUGGUAGCUUUUAUUGUUUCAAACCAUCAUGAAAGAAUUUUUUGCAAUUUACAUCAAUAAUGUCAUAUAGGAUGACCAAAGUUUAUGAAAGUUUUUGCUGAUUUUCAUUAUCAAAAAACCAAUGGCAAACCGUGAAUCGUUCGAGUACCAAAAGUCCAAAAUGAUUAUUUACACUCAAAUUUUUAUACAAAUCCUUAUUCGCAUUAUUCAAAUAAUUAUAAAUAGGUAAAAUUU